Molecule: messenger RNA, 2682 nt
Organism: Oryza sativa Japonica Group (Japanese rice)
Lineage: Eukaryota; Viridiplantae; Streptophyta; Magnoliopsida; Poales; Poaceae
Source: RefSeq, a predicted model, not a curated record
UAGCGAAAGUAAUCAUCUCGGAGCAUCAGCUAAGAGCAUGGUCAUGGUGUAAGUACUAUUAUUAGUGCGUUGAAGUGAAGAAAAGAGGUGCAGAGAUCAGAGGAAAGGCAACAAGUCUAGAGAGAGAGAGAGAGGAGCAGUAUGUUGACAUUGCAAUUUGCUAGUGAGAGCAGAAGAGAAGGCGGCUUCGGCAGAGGAGAGAGAAAGAGGAGUGAGAGGAGUUAAUAAUAUCCCAUCAUUCACACUCCACGGCAUCAUUGGCAACUCCUCUCUUCCAUUCCAUUCAACCACAUCUGUUUCUUUAAUUGCUGCGUUUAAUCACUCUCCUCCUCACCAACCGCUUCGUUCUCCGUUGGUGUAUAGUUGCCGCAGCAGCAGCAGCACUCGCCACUGUUCUUUCUUUCUCUCUUUCUCCUCCUGCUGCUGCGUUGCUUUCUUCAGGCAGCUAGCUCAGCUGCUUGUGCGUGCAUGGGAAGGAGUAGGAGGAGGAGGCUCUGAGAGGGAGGGAGGAGGAGGAAGAAGAAGAAGAAGAUGAAGUUCAUGAAGCUGGGCUCCAAGCCCGACGCCUUCCAGUCCGACGGCGCCGACGUCAGAUAUGUGAUCUCAGACCUCGCAACAGAUGUCAUUGUGCAUGUCAGCGAAGUCAAAUUUUACUUACAUAAGUUUCCCCUUCUGUCCAAGAGCAGCAAGCUUCAGAGGUUAGUUAUUAAGGCCACCGAGGAGGGGACUGAUGAGGUCCACAUAGAUGGCUUUCCUGGAGGAGUGACAGCGUUCGAAAUAUGCGCUAAGUUCUGCUAUGGGAUGGUUGUUACCCUCAGUCCUCACAAUGUUGUUGCAGCAAGAUGUGCAGCAGAGUACCUUGAAAUGACUGAAGAUGUGGACAAGGGAAACUUGAUAUUCAAAAUCGAUGUCUUCAUAAAUUCUAGCAUCCUCCGUAGCUGGAAAGACUCUAUCAUUGUUCUCCAGAGCACAAAAGCACUAUUACCUUGGUCCGAAGAGCUGAAGGUCAUCGGCAGAUGUAUAGAUGCUAUUGCUUCAAAGACAUCUGUGGAUCCAGCUAAUGUAACCUGGUCAUACAGUCACAGCAGGAAAGGAAUGAGCUGUACUGAAAUAGUUGAAUCAACAGGAAGAACAUCAAUAGCUCCUAAAGACUGGUGGGUUGAGGACUUAUGCGAGCUCGAUGUUGACCUCUACAAGAGAGUGAUGGUUGCUGUCAAAUCCAAGGGGAGAAUGUCACCUGAAUUGAUAGGGGAAGCCCUUAAAGCAUAUGCUGUCAGAUGGCUGCCAGAUUCUUAUGAUGCUUUGGUCGCGGAGGAUUACAUGAGAAGGAACCAAUGUUUGGUCGAGACUAUAAUAUGGUUAUUGCCGUCAGAUAAGACAUCAGGUUGUUCUUGCAGGUUUCUCUUGAAACUGUUGAAAGUUGCUAUAUUGGUUGGAGCUGGGCAACAUGUGAAGGAAGAACUUAUGAGAAGGAUUAGUUUCCAGUUGCACAAAGCUUCGGUUAAGGAUCUCUUACUACCUGCUGCUUCACCCAGUGAUGGCGCACACGAUGUUAAGUUAGUCCAUAAUCUUGUGCAGAGAUUUGUUGCAAGAACAGCGAUGUCCCACAAUGGUGGUUUUGUUGAGAAAUCUGAUGACAAAAUGAUUGAGCUUAACUUUGAACAAGAAUCCACUUUGGCUUUAGGAGAGCUGGUUGAUGGCUAUCUAUCUGAAGUAGCUUCAGAUCCAGACCUUUCAUUGUCUACAUUUGUUGAACUAGCAACAGCGGUUCCAGAAGCAGCUAGGCCUGUUCAUGACAGCUUGUACUCAGCUGUUGAUGCAUAUCUCAAGGAGCAUCCAAACAUAAGUAAAGCCGACAAGAAGAAGAUCUGCGGUCUGAUAGAUGUCAAGAAGCUUUCAACAGAUGCAAGCAUGCACGCCACGCAAAACGACCGCCUACCGCUCCGGUUGGUGGUGCAGGUCCUCUUCUUCCAACAGCUGAGGGCGGGUUCCAGCAAUGCGCUUGCUCUAACGGAUGGUGGAGGACACACGUGCGCAAAGCCUAUUAUGAAGGAUCAGAGUGACAUUUGCGAAAGACGGAUACCAAGGCAUCCAAACUCGCUGAACAAGCAAGCGACCAGCCUAAGCGCGAGAGAGGUCGAGCACCGGAAGAGCGAGCACAGGGGAGGAGGCAGGAACAGCUUCAAGGACCAGCUUGGCGGCUUCCUUCUGCAGUCAAGGUCCAGGAGGAUCUUUGACAAGAUAUGGAGCAGCAAGGGGCAGGGAGAGAAUGGCAAAGGUUCAGAGACGUCAGGUAGCUCACAGAGCCCGCCAUUGUCGGCUAAGCCUGCAGAUGUGAAGCCCUCUCCCCUCCCACCUCUUAGGAACAGGAGAUAUUCUGUUUCAUAGGGUUCUUGUUUACUUCUUUUAAUUUAGCUCUGGGUUAGGUUGUACAGAAAAGAUAAGUUGAUCAGCUGGCUGCACAUCAUUUUUGGUUUGAUCCUUGCUCAGAUCAGUGAAGAGAAAGGUGUGGGGGUAAGGGUGUAAGCACUAAGUACUAAGCACUUGUUCUACCUGCUGCUUUCUGUAUGUUUAUCAAGUUGUAGCUUACUAUAGUGUCAUCUUGACUUGAGAGAGAUUUGCUAGGGCCUUUUAUUGGAAAUGUCUAUGAACAAGAAGCGAAAAACUAAUGAAAAGGGUUCA